AUGGCAGCCAUUCGGGAUCUUCUCAACCCACUUCCUGAAGAGGAUCCUAAACCUCAACUUCCUGAACGUCGUCGCAGAGUAAUCAUGCCAAAAUUACAGACCCCUACUAGACGCCCAGCAAAAACUGGUGCCAUACCUAAGGACGCGCCUCUCUUCCGUGCAGGUGGGACCCGAGGAGAGGUUCGAUAUCCUCCAAACGAAGAUCGAACCCCAGAGCUUGCUCAGAUCCAUCGUGAGUGGAGUAUCUUCCCGUCAAACAAUAUCGACCAUUAUCCUCGAAACAUCCCCUACCAAAGCGACAAGAAGAGUUUCCAGGAGAAGACUGGACGCGACUACUUCAAUGUUUUCCAAUACACAUUCAAGGUCCCCGGCGAAGACACCGAGUGGAUGAUUAUGUGGGACUACAACAUCGGCCUAGUCCGCACCACCCACUUGUUCAAGUGUAUCGGUCACACAAAGACUGCUCCAGGACGUGUUAUUGCAAACAGCGCGGGACUUCGUGAUAUCUGCCACAGUAUCACUGGCGGCUCGCUUGCUGCUCAAGGUUACUGGAUGCCGUAUGGAGUAGCUCGAGCUGUAGCUUUAACCUUCUGCUGGAAAAUCCGUUAUGCUCUGACUCCCGUCUUUGGGAACGACUUCCCCGAUCAGUGCAUUGAGCCUUCCAACGGGGGCCAAACCAGCCUAAGCUCUAUCAUCGUUGACCCAACCAUCAUUCGCCGUGCCGCUGAGAUGAGUGCCUUGUACCGUCUGUAUGAGCUCCAGGAAGGGAAUGGCAACAUUCCUCCCAUUUCUAGCUACCAAAGCAUGACCGCCAACCCCAGACCGGCCAUAGCAAGUGGAGUUAGAAGCGAAAUUCAAGUCAACGAAGGGAACGUUUCAGGCCUGAACGAAGCUGUGGGCGCCCGUCACAGACAGGAGAGCACUCCCCGCCGCCGGCGCCUCACUAAGGUGGCUCGACGCAGCUAUGCACAGAGCCUUUCCAGCGCUGUUGCCUCGGAGGAUGAAGCGAGUAUGUCUUACCAUGGCUCCCCAACAAGCCCUAAGGGCAACACCUUCACGGCAGUCAACAGGCCAAGAGUGUCUCAGCAAAACACCUCCCAGCCUAGCCAGCUGGUUGGUCACCCAGGCUUACUCGUCGAGCAAUCCCGACUGCGUCGCCUCACCAAUUCGCCUUCGGACAAUGAUUCCUUGGGUUCGAUCCCUAGCGUCCUCUCGGCUCUUGGAUCUCCCGGCGGCUCAUCAUCCGAUGAGAAGUCGGCCCCAGAGACCGACGACGAGUACAUGGACGACGACGACGAUGAAGACUCGGAGCCCGUUCGUGGCCGAAGCCUCCGCCGCGAGAAAACGCAGGCGCAGGGCGAGGGUCAGGGAGACCAGGGGAAGAAGCGCAAGAAGAAGCGCCCCACCAUGGGCCCAUCCGGUCUCAGUCGGUACGAAAGUGAGGUACAGGCUGCAGAGGCUCUGGUCGAGUUAAAUCGACAGACCGAUGGGGAGUGCGAGGCAAUUUUGCUGAGCCCUCGCGAGACCGAGAGAGUCCUUCCGUUCGGCUGGAGUUUCAAGUUGGAGCAGGCGUCUUUCAAGAGACGUCACUCUACUUGA
Molecule: messenger RNA, 1599 nt
Organism: Penicillium malachiteum
Lineage: Eukaryota; Fungi; Ascomycota; Eurotiomycetes; Eurotiales; Aspergillaceae
Exons: 4
Coding region: 1-1599 (532 amino acids)
Molecular function (GO): DNA binding
Source: RefSeq, a predicted model, not a curated record